Messenger RNA from Sodiomyces alkalinus F11, 531 nucleotides. RefSeq lists its product as hypothetical. The record is from RefSeq and is a predicted model, not a curated record. Lineage: Eukaryota; Fungi; Ascomycota; Sordariomycetes; Glomerellales; Plectosphaerellaceae. The coding region runs from base 1 to 531 and encodes 176 amino acids. The transcript has 7 exons.
AUGCUUGCUUCUUACGUCAGUCGGAAUUCCCUCCGUUUCCUCGUCGCCACCCACAUCACGUCGUACAACGUAUCUACCGUCAAGGGCAGCCAGCAGGAAAAGAACAAACCACACAUAACAUGCAUGACUUCAAGCUCCCCCUGCCCUGACGUUGGCCUGCCUGCCUGGUCACAUCCCAGCCCGACUCUCACGGACCAACGCUUCUUUCGCAUCGCCGUGCAGUCGGCAAUUGGAGACAAAAUCAGAGACAAAAAAACCCCCCCCCCAGAAAAGGAUAAUUUGAACACACUCUCGACUGCGUUGGCUGCUACGACGGAGCCCACGGAUGGGAAGGGGGGGACCGACGCCCACAGAACGAGAGACCAAACGGGGAACAACGGGAACAGCGGGACAGGGUCCAGAAGUGAAGAUGCGGGCAAGACACGAAUAUUUGCCGCCCAUAUGUACAACGUAGUCAGCAGAUCUGCUUCUCCCUUGGGUUCGAGCGUCGACGAGGGUCAUGGCCAGGCCUGGACCGUGUACCGCGCCUGA